GCCAAUGCACUUCCUGAUCCCCUGCAGGCACUGACACCGGAGCUGAACAUUCACACACCAGCAACAUGCUCUUAUUUUACUACAUACAUACUUUUCUUAUAACUACAACUAUUUUCUUACAAGGAAGCCACUGUGAAAACAGUAGACCAUUUCUCAAAUACUAUGAGACGCUAUCAUACGACAGGACGAGGCUUCUUCAAAGUCAUCAGCGAUCCAAAAGAGCUACGAAUGAAGAGAAAACAAUAGUAACUCUGGAUCUUGCAGCCUAUAAACGAAAAUUUGCACUGAUGUUAAGAAGAGACAGCAGCGCAUUUGCAGAUGAUUUCACUGUCAUGUCACAUGAUCAGCCGCUGCCGGUGGAUAUCUCUUUUCUCUACAAGGGGAGACUCUCAGAUGAGGAUGACUCGUUUUGUCACGGUUCCAUCAUCGAUGGCUAUUUCCAUGGAUCCAUCCACACCAAGAAUGGCACCUUUUAUGUUGAAUAUGAAGAAAAUCACAACGGGUCACUAGAUUCCUAUAUGUAUCAUGAGUCAGACAUCGACUACUCCCUUUUAAAAGAUGUGGGCUCCUUUGACCUGGCAUUAAAAAAAUACACAUUUUUGGAGAAUAUGAGAUGGAAACUAAAGGAGGAAUCUGUCAACAGACCUAAAAGAAGUUUGGAUUUAUCUCGUACAUCGUGUCUCCUCCAUCUGAAGGCUGAUUACUACUUUUUUCGGAGUUUUAGAAACCUACAAGCAGCAAUUGCUCAGAUUGCUGGAUAUUUGAUGGCUGUGAACACAAUAUUUGAGCAAGUGAAUUUCAACGGCAUUAAGUAUAUUAAUUUUAAAGUGAAAGUGUUAAAUAUAAUGCAGGAGGAGCAGCCGGACAGCCCCCUGAAUUCUCCAUAUAUCGGGAUAGAAAAGCUGCUGAUGCUGCAUUCCAGUUCCAACUGGAACCACGUCUGCCUCUCCUACCUGCUGACAAACCGCGACUACAGCGGCACUCUGGGGCUGGCCUGGAUUGGGAGAACAGGAAAUUUGGGAGGAAUAUGUUCGAAGUUUGCUAAGAUGCAAAACAGCACAGAAAAGGCGUGUCUGAAUACGGGAGUGGUGACGAUCCAGAAGUACGGGCAGUACCUACCUCCCAGAGUCAUCCAUAUCACCCUGGCACAUGAACUGGGACACAGCAUGGGCUCUCCUCACGACGAAGACGCCGAAUGCGCAAAAUACGCCGUGAGCAGUCCGUAUGGAAAUUAUUUGAUGUUCCCGCGUGCCGUGGAUGGAAAUCAGUACAACAACGACAAGUUUUCUCCUUGUUCCGUCCAUUAUAUUUCCUCUCUCCUGAAAACAAAGAAGGAUCAAUGCUUUGUGGAGAGUGACCGGCCAACGUGCGGUAACCAAAUCGUAGAAGCCGGGGAACAAUGCGACGUGGGGAUGAAUGACAAUGACACCUGUUGUUACAGUGCCAAUGCUGGAGAGGGUCUGCAGUGUACACUGAAACCAGGAAAACAGUGCAGCAAUUCCCAAAAGAUAUGCUGCAGCCAGCUGUGUGAACUCCGACCCAAAGGCGAGCGCUGUCGGGAUGAGGCGGAAUGCACUUUUGAAAAUUCCUGCACGGGGGAGUCCGCCAAAUGCCCCAUUUCCACCCCAAAGGGGAACUACACCUUGUGCAACUACGGUACCAGAAUAUGCCUGAAUGGGAAAAACAUCCUUGACCUCUGUGUGGAAGCAGCGGUCUCUCUGCACAUGUCCGACAUUCAGAGUCAGAGCUGGAGCUCUCCAAUCAGCAGGGAGUGUGACGCCUCUUCCUGCAAAAGUACCAAAUCUGCAGAACUGUCCCACCUGUUCAAUCGAGCUGUAAUAGUCCUUCCUGCGGGUGCACCUUGUGGCGCUAGGCAAGGCUACUGCGACAAAUUUCAUAUCUGUCGCUUUGUCGAUGCCGAUGGCCCUAUAGCCAGGCUGAAGAAUUCUUUCCUGAGGGUGAUAGAGCGGGACCCAGCGGCGUGGAUGAAGACACGCUGGUGGGCCAUACUCCUCAUUAUAUUGUCCAUUGCAGCUUUGAUGGCUGGAACCAUUUUUAUUUUUGGCAGAACGCUUGACUCCAAUAAAGAGAUCAGUUGCGGGGAGGUGCAGAAGAGACGAGGAGUCAUCCAUACGAUACAAUGGGAGAUGAUGAUAUCUGAAAUCAUGGAGGACAUGGCGAGUGUAUUUCAGGAAGAAGACAUGGCUGGCUACACGUUUCAUUCAGAAGAUGGGAUUUGUGUUAUUUUCAGCUCGGGCAACAGAAACAAGCGUUACAUGCUGAAGAGCAAACACUUCUAUUGUCCUUUUUGA
Nanorana parkeri is the source of this 2312-nucleotide messenger RNA. Its product is annotated as disintegrin and metalloproteinase domain-containing protein 10-like. Gene Ontology annotation, molecular function: metalloendopeptidase activity. The transcript has 17 exons. Bases 66 to 2312 code for a protein of 748 amino acids. Gene Ontology annotation, biological process: Notch signaling pathway; membrane protein ectodomain proteolysis. Gene Ontology annotation, cellular component: plasma membrane. NCBI's taxonomy places the organism in Eukaryota, Metazoa, Chordata, Amphibia, Anura, Dicroglossidae. The record is from RefSeq and is a predicted model, not a curated record.